Entamoeba invadens IP1 is the source of this 1434-nucleotide messenger RNA. RefSeq lists its product as hypothetical. Gene Ontology annotation, biological process: tRNA methylation. Bases 1 to 1434 code for a protein of 477 amino acids. Gene Ontology annotation, cellular component: tRNA (m1A) methyltransferase complex; nucleus. NCBI's taxonomy places the organism in Eukaryota, Evosea, Mastigamoebida, Endamoebidae. The record is from RefSeq and is a predicted model, not a curated record. The transcript has a single exon.
AUGGAAGUCGAAGCGAACUCGAAGUGUGUGGUCUGUGCGAAUGAUUGGGUAGUUUUGAAACGCGAUGACUUUGCGAAAGUAGUUGAGGUAGUUUCUGACCGGAGUUAUAAAGUCUCUAAAUGUACGGUUAAUCUUAGUUCCUUAGUAGGGAAACGGUAUGGGCAAUGGGUAGAAAUCAAAGGUCAUCAGUUUGUCACUGGGAAAUCUCCUGAUGAGAUUGUGAAUCAGUUUUGUCAAUCUGAAGAUGAAGUGACGAAAGACAAUCGCAAUCUGAAUGAUCAGAAUACAGCCCAGCAUUUAACAAGUGAUGACAUCAGUAAAAUGAAAAGUGAAGGAUUAGCUGGAGAAGAGAUCAUAUCCGAAUUAUUAAAAAAAUCUGACACUUUUGAAGGCAAAACGGGAUACUCUCAGACCAAAUAUUUAAAGAAGAAAGUCGAGAAACACGUCAUCUGCUUUCAAAUCCUCGAAGCCUCCCCCAUUAAUUUAUGUUCCGUUUAUUCGUCCAAAGGCGCUUUUAAAGUCGGGAAGAUCCGCGAAGACGCUUUAGCCUAUAUAUUGUUUAACGCAAACUUACGAGGGUCCGUCGCCGUCUUAGAGAGUUGUAAUGGACUCAUUAUUGGCAGUAUUUUACGAGCAGUGACGGACAAUCUUCAUGUCUAUGCUAUUCGCUUCUCGAAGGAACAGUACAACUUGGUUCCUAUAGUAGCACCCAAGCGCGAUAGAGUACCUUCGCGCGUCGAGAGCGUCGUCACUCCAAUUGAUAGUAAAACAACUAGUAAAGAUAUUAAUAGUAUUAGUAAAACUGUGAAUAGUAUUAGUACUAGUAUAAAUAUAACUUCUCAAGACGUUAAUCAUGGGAGUGAGAUUUGUCAAGACGGAAUAGACGAAGUAAUUAAAGAAGUGAAAGAAGAAACUCAAGAACCAAAAGAAUUAAAAGAACUAAAAGAAACUAAACAAGAGAAGUUAUAUGGUUAUCGUAUAGUUGACUUCAAACCAAACUGUCUUCCUGUUCUAGUUGAUUCAUUAGUAAUAGUAUGUCAUGUUAAUCCAUUAGAAACUGUUCGGUACUUAUUUCAGUCUUUGAAGAAGUCGGGGUCUUUAGUGGUGUACAGUCAAUAUUUAGAAGGUCUUUCAAGACUUUAUAAUUACUUAACUAAGAAGAAAGCUUUAGUCCACUACGGACUCUUCGAACCAUUCUGUCGAACUAUUCAAGUGUUACCCAACCGCACACAUCCAACAGUCUUAAUGGACUCUCUAGGAGGAUAUAUCAUGUAUGGCAUUAAAGUGAGUGAAGCCUUCGAUGAAGUCGAUGGAAAGAUCGAAGAAAAGAAAGAUGAAGCUCCGUUAUAUCUGAAAAAUACGAAUGAUUUAUUAGAUGGAAGUCUCCCGGUUGGUAAAGAAGAUCUUCCUACAGUGUACCAACAGAAAGAAUAA